AGGAGAGCGCAGGUUGAAGAGUCCACACACAAACACCUGAACGGAGCCCCCAGCAGUGGGUUUCCCCCUCUAGGGAGUCCAGGCAGAGGAGUAGGAGCCUGUCACCGGGCCUUUGACUCACCCCUGAUCCAACGGGAAGGCCACAGUGGGAACGCUCCAAGAUGUUUUUCCGAAUCCCGAGACUGACCCCGAGCUACAUCAGGCUUCUGCAGACCCAGGCCUUUCAUAAUGCGGCCGUAGUGCCCCCGGCUGAGAGGACCAUGCCCAGUUUGGCCGUGCUGCUGGGGGCGGUGGGGAUCGCUAUGUGCGGCUACAGCUCCAGGCAGUUGGCCCUCUACCACCGGCCCUCUGGCCGCGUGCUGCAGUGGGUUGGCACGCACACCGAUGCCAGCGCGGCGGCCCACAAGACCCCCCUUCUGGAUAUAACUCGCAGGGCCAACGCCUGUCAGGAGAUCCCACCCACCUCCUUCGUUGGCCAGAAGUUCCCUUGAAAUGAAAAGUGAUUGGAGGGCUGGAUCAAGGUCGGCCGGCGUCACUGGUUGAGCUUCGGUUGCUGCAUUUUAGCGCAACAAAGAUUGUAGCUAUGCUGGCCCGUUGCACAAACGUGGCCCAUGUGCUCUCUGAAGAUGUGCUAGUGUGGAUUUCUGACUGAACCUGUGUGUCGGCCGGAAGGUGGGAGCGAUAGCUUAUGUUGUGUUACUGAAAAUAGUACGACACAUGUAAAAAUAGCCUUACUUCCGCUCGAUUUCAUGAAUUACUCCGUAAUAUUAGAGCCUUUAAUGCACUGAGUGGACACUAAUUAGUGUGAAUGAUUGGAUGAGCAUGUGAUGUGCUGGAACUUCCCAAAGACUGGAGACAGGAUGAGCUUAAAUGUUUAAUUCGGAGACAUUGUGUGUCUCCUUGAGGCCCGCCGUAAUAAGGGACUGACACUUGGCAGCACCCCUCAGUACACAGAUGGUUGGCAACCCCUCUCGCUGUGCCCCCCCACCCCUCCACCCGUCCCCACAGUCAGACAGCCAGCCAUGUGUAAGAGCUUCAGCGGCCCAUCCCUGUCCAUGACUUCAAUUGAUUUCCUCUGAUGAGAAGCGACCGCCAUCCAUCAGGUGACCCUGGCGUCGGCUGGCACCGGCUGUCAAUCAGGAGACACUGGUAGAAGACACAGGUUGUAGCUGAAUUAGUCACCAGUACUUUUUUUUUUGAAAAGUUAGAUUAUUUGGUCGGAGUGUUGAGAGAGACAGCGGCAGCCUGUUUGGUGGAUACAAAACAUCUUAAGGCAUCAUUACCUGAGUCAUGUAAACAAACAAAAAUACACCUGCACAAAUACACCGUGCCGGAUUAUGAACCCUAAUUUUACCUCGCUGGGACGCUGCUGCUGGCAAACAGGCCGGGUAAGGAUGGUGAUUCCUCCUGGAUAAGCCUGUGUGUUCUCAGUAGGUAUAAUUAACCCAGGUGGAAAAUCAUCCCUGGCACACACACACACACACACACUCAUGGACCUAAUCUGGUAUUAGAGAGACAAGGACCCAUGAGAGGCAGUUCCUGUGCAUCCAAACUUUGUACCUUUCCCCCUGCGGUGUCCACCAUUCGUCCCCCUGUGCCACGUGGAUUUGUACGGAGACUCCACGUGUGUUUGGCAGUUGAAAGGGAUUUGAAAUGUGGCGAGACACCGAGCGUGGUUGAGAAUGCGUGCAGUGCCUUGCGGAGUGCACACUGUCUUCAAAUGGACUGUCCCAUAUGCUGAGUAAGGACAGUGUAGAAAUCAAUUGAACCUGAUAUGAUGGGUCUUUAUUUCUCUAUAAACAAUAAGAGGUUUUACUAGUAAUCUGUAAAGUUGUGAAAAAUGAGGAUGGUGAGAGAGUUGAGUGUUUCAUCACUUAGAGGUCGGCCAGAACUUGUAAUCCAAUUUUUUUUCUUCAUCGCUCAAGAGCCGCUCUUGUCUGUCGGCCAAAUUGGACCAGUGGCCAUUUGUGGCUUUUUAGAGCCCUGGUAGCAGCAAUCCAGGACCAACAAAAUGAUAAUAGUCCACUCAGCAGAGGGAACUAAUGGCUCAUACUGGCAUCAGCUACUGAACACUGUGUCCCCUCACGCUGGACAGAGACCCAGAAACAACUUCAUAAUGGCAACGUGAGGGUCUGUAAACAUCAGGAUUGUGUGUUCAUACACCUGAUGGAAAAGGAAAGGUUACAUCAGGGUUUUGAACAGUUUGCGGAUUCAACAUGAGCUUCACCUGAUGUGAAGUCCGGGUAUUUCACAUGCUGGUAAUCAUGUCCAUGCAUUGCUCUCCCACGAGUGUGAAAUCACUGUGUGUGUAUGGGCUGGAGGCGGUGUGUUGCACCUGGCUGGUUUUGAUGGAUUCUCUCUAUACUGCAGUGUUGCACAGUGAGCACAGAGCCCCUGUGAAAACCUAUUGAUCUCAGUCAGAGAGUGAGGUGGGGUCUGCUCGCUGCAGCAAACUUCCUGUUUCACUCAGCGCCGUGCAGAGAAGCGGAGACGCUGCACUGACAGAACGAAUACCUGCAAACGCCUCAGCCGUCAGAAAUAAAGACUUUAGACUUUAUUGUCCCCCGGGGGAAAUUUGUUUAAAUACAGGGGAUUCGUUUGGAGGCCCAGUCUUCGUCUUUGUUUGCUGAGCUUCACACAUCAGUGCUCAUCCAUUACAUCCAAUGAAGCUGCGUCCAUUAGAGGAGAGAUUUGUUCUGUUAGCAACAUGAUUGAUAUUUAACGACCACAUGUUGGAAGAGAUUUGUGAAAUAAAAGCAUGUGGCACUUCA
This is a messenger RNA of Platichthys flesus (European flounder), 2771 nucleotides long. RefSeq lists its product as uncharacterized. The record is from RefSeq and is a predicted model, not a curated record. The transcript has 2 exons. Bases 162 to 491 code for a protein of 109 amino acids. Lineage: Eukaryota; Metazoa; Chordata; Actinopteri; Pleuronectiformes; Pleuronectidae.